Messenger RNA from Melampsora larici-populina 98AG31, 1179 nucleotides. RefSeq lists its product as uncharacterized. Gene Ontology annotation, cellular component: mitochondrial small ribosomal subunit. The coding region runs from base 1 to 1179 and encodes 392 amino acids. Lineage: Eukaryota; Fungi; Basidiomycota; Pucciniomycetes; Pucciniales; Melampsoraceae. Gene Ontology annotation, molecular function: structural constituent of ribosome. The transcript is spliced from 7 exons. The record is from RefSeq and is a predicted model, not a curated record.
AUGGGUGGACCUGAUCCAGGUCGAUUAGUCAAUCCUGAUUAUAUUACCAAAAAACCAAUCGAUUUAUCUUCUCUUCCUGAACUUGAACCGACCGAAUUUUUACCUUCUAAUGUGGGAAAGCUUUAUAAAUUCUCAGCACAUAGUUUGAAAGCUUUUGAACGGUUUUCGUUACCUGAUUCUAUUGCAGUAGAUUGGAAGCCUACACCUACACCUACUACUACGAUGCGAAAGGCUUCAGUGGAGAUGAUCUCUAAAUUGAAUAACUCUAUUUCACAUAAAGAAGGGGAUCCAUCGGUUUUAACUCUCACCGGUCCACCAGGAAGUGGAAAAUCUACAGUGAUGCUUCAAGCUGUUAGUCAUGCAGUUCAACAGAAUUGGAUAGUACUUUAUAUACCAGAUGUCAAAUCAUUGGUCAAUGGACAAUAUGCAUAUGAAUAUUGUCCCAAAAAUCAAAUUUAUCAUCAAAACACUUUAUCAGUUUCAAUUCUGAACACAUUGAAAUCAAGUAACUUGGGAGGCAUCAAUCUUGAUCAAGAGUAUAAAUUAUAUGGAAUGAAAGAUGAAAAAUUAAUUGAAUCUACGGAACCAAUCCAAGUAGGUUUACCGAUCACGAAUCUGAUUCAAAUUGGAAUCCAUCAACCACAUCUUGCCCCUAAAGUCUUGGAGAUCGUCUUGGAUGUCUUGGCUCAUCAAACUUUAAGACCUAUGCUUUUGGCUUUAGAUGGAGUUCAAAACUUGUUGAAACCUUCGGGUUAUAAAGAUGGCAGUUUUCAAGAUAUUGAUAGUUUUGUUUUAAAUGUACCUAGAGCUUUGCUUCGAUUUGCAAGGGGAUCGAUUCGUUUAAAAAAAGGAUUAACUUUAUUAAGUGCUUCAUCACUUGAUCCCACAUCUAAAUCAAUAGCAUGGGAUCUUACAGCUUUGAAAGGAGAAAUGCCUUCAGGUUAUAUUUGGCCAGGUUGGGCGGCUUAUGGUGAAUUGGCUAAACCGAUCUAUGGGUUUCCUAAACUUGAGAUUGGUAGUUUGGAAAGAGAAGAAGCAGUUGGGAUGGCCAUUGGAUUACAACUUACUAAACAAAUUCUUGGUCCUUUGAGUGAUCGAGUGUUUGUUAGACAUUUAGUUUCUUCUAGUGGAAAUGCUAGAGAGUUUAGAAGAGAAAUUAAAUUUCAAACUGGGUUAUGA